Messenger RNA from Balaenoptera ricei (Rice's whale), 2560 nucleotides. RefSeq names its product adherens junctions associated protein 1 (gene AJAP1). The record is from RefSeq and is a predicted model, not a curated record. Lineage: Eukaryota; Metazoa; Chordata; Mammalia; Artiodactyla; Balaenopteridae. The coding region runs from base 108 to 1361 and encodes 417 amino acids. Gene Ontology annotation, molecular function: beta-catenin binding. Gene Ontology annotation, cellular component: plasma membrane; cell-cell contact zone; cytoplasmic side of plasma membrane. The transcript is spliced from 6 exons.
ACCGAGAGCCGGAGACCGGCGCCGCGGGACGGAAGCGAGCGGGCGCGGGCGCCGCGCAGAUGGCCGGGGCGAGCGAGAUCUGAGGCUCUGCUCCCCGAAACGUGACCAUGUGGAUUCAACAGCUUUUAGGACUCAGUUCCAUGUUCAUCCGCUGGCCCGGCUGCUCUCUAGGAAGCCAUGCUUGGAUCCUUAUAGCCAUGUUUCAGCUCGCCCUGGAUCUGCCCGCGUGUGAGUCCCUGGGCCCGGGCCCCGAGUUCCGGCUGCUGCCCCGGCUGUCCCCCCGGCCGCCCCGCGUGUGGAGUUUUAAGAGCGGACAGCCCGCCCGGGUCCCAGCGCCCGUGUGGAGCCCCCGGCCGCCCCGCUUGGAGCGUGGUCACAGUCACGGGCAGAUGCUGAGCCCCCGGGCCCGACGGGCGCACAGACCCAGGGACCAGGUGGCCGCUCUGGGGCCCAAAGCGGGGCUGGCCAAGCCCCCAGCUGCUGCCAAAUCCAGCCCUUCCCUGGGCUCCUCCUCCUCCUCCUCCUCCUCCUCUGCGGGGGGCAGUGGAGCUCCCACGGACCAGCAGGACCUCCUGCGGCGGGGGAAGAGACACCUGCAGGGGCCCGCUUUCAACAGCUUUGACUUCCGAGGCAGCAGGCCCACCACGGAGACAGAGUUCAUUGCCUGGGGGCCCACGGGGGAGGAGGAGGCCCCGGAAUCCAAUACAUUUCCAGGCGUUUAUGGCCCCACCAAGGUCUCCAUCUUCCAAACGCGGAAGACAGCUGUGGCCACCGCCACCGCCACCGCCACAGCCACCACGGCCACCUCCGUGACACUGCAGACUCAGGGGGUCACCGAGCCCCUGGACCCCAGGAGUGGGAAACCAGUUGGGGUAAGCACAACGGAGCCUUCCACCAGUCCCAGCAGAGACAGUGGCAAAGUCAGCAAGCCCCCGCGGGUUCUGGGGGAGACCUCAGGUUUGGCGGUCCAUCAGAUCAUCACCAUCACCGUCUCCCUCAUCAUGGUCAUAGCUGCUCUGAUUACAACUCUUGUCUUAAAAAACUGCUGCGCCCAGAGCGGGAACCCACGUAGGAACAGCCACCAGCGGAAGACAAACCAUCAGGAGGAGAGCUGCCAGAACCUGACGGACUUCACGCCCGGCCGGGUGCCCAGCAGCCUGGACAUCUUCACGGCCUAUAACGAGACCCUCCAGUGUUCACACGAGUGUGUCCGGGCGUCUGUGCCCGUGUACACUGACGAGACGCUGCACCCGGCCGGGGAGUACAAAUCCACGUUUAACGGGAACCGACCCUCUUCUUCUGACCGGCAUCUUAUUCCUGUGGCCUUUGUGUCUGAGAAAUGGUUUGAAAUCUCCUGCUGACUGGCCGAAGGCUUUUUUACCUCCUGGGGGCAGGGCAGACGCCAUGUGUCUGUUUUAUGGAUUCCGUUGGUGAACCUGUAAAAAAAAAAAAAAAAAAAAAAAAAAAAAUUACAAAUUACAAAAAAACACAAAACCUAAAACUAAACUAUCUAAGGGGAGGGUCCCCACACCUACCACUUCUGUUUGCUGGUGGGGAACUCACAGAGCAGGACGCUAUAGGCCAAAUAUAUUUUUAUAAAAAUGCCGACGCCUAUGGGGAACUGCCUUCUCCGAGAGCUUCUUUGGGGAACAGAAAGAAGAUGAUCCAAGAGAAAGAGCUGGAGACAGAGAAAGGGCAGGAGGACACACCGGAAGCUGGGAUUUGUACUGCGAUUUUGAACCUGUGCCAAUAAUACCAUUAUGUGCCAUGUACUGACCCGAGAGACUUGGUGACAAAGCCGAAGCCAAGCGAACCAUGAGGAGAAAUCUUACAGAAAACAGGAGUGGGCAUCUCUUCCGAUAGAGUUGCUAUUUCUGGUUAAUGUACAUAUAUAAAUAUAUAAAGACACACAGACAUACACACACACACACACACACACACACACACACACACAUACACACACACCCCUUUUUUGUACUGUAGCAAUUUUUGAAGACCUUCAAUGUUCCUUUUUAAAGAAAAAAUGUGUUCUCGGUUACAAAAUCUGAUUUCUUUAACAUGCUUAGUAUGAACAGAAUGAACUGGUGUUUUCUACUUUGCAAACUCACACACAGGCAUACACGCGCAUACACACACACACGUACGCACAUAUAUAUGCAUACAUCGGAAAUGCAGUUCCGCGAGAGAGCGUCUUCUUCCUGGUGACCUGGUGUCCCAUUGCCAUCCAUGCCAGGUGGCCUUGAUGCACGCCAACUGGCCCUUGAAUGGCAUGUCCUGCGUUUGCUAGGUGUUUGGUGAGUGGCGCGAUGUGUGAUUUAUUAUCUUGGGCCAGAAUGAAGAAUGCCAUGGUUUUAUAUACAUACAUACAUAUAUGUAAUCUAUAUACAUAUAAAUACGAUCUUUUUUCAUUGAAUUGUUUGAAGAAGCUACCUAAUAGCCAUGUGCACACGUGUGUGGCCGGCCACUUACCGAUGGGCCUGAGCGUCAGAUUGGUGGGGGCUGGUGGAUUCUUGGCCAUCUUUGUGUUAUACAAGCAUAGACCGAAUUAAAGAAAUUUUCC